Molecule: messenger RNA, 1017 nt
Organism: Phytomonas sp. Hart1
Lineage: Eukaryota; Euglenozoa; Kinetoplastea; Trypanosomatida; Trypanosomatidae
Source: the annotation of a GenBank genome assembly
AUGGAGUUCUUUAAUAAUAACAACCCCCGCGAGGACGCCGUCUUCACCUCGAAGGUCAAGUGGGUGCUGCUGCGAGGGGACAACGGGGUGCGGGCGCUGCGAGAGUUCUACGCGCGCGAUGCCGCCGCCCGCCAGGCCGGCCGGGAGGGGCUGAAUUACGACGACUUCGCUGCCUUCCUCGCCGACGGCGGGGUGCGGCUGAGCGCUUUUGAGCUGGACUACCUCUGCCGAUCCUUCGACGACGGCAAAAACGGCCUCAUCGCCCCCGCGCGGUUUGUUGGGCAUUUGACCGGGAUGAACUACCGCCGGGCGAGGGCGGUGGAGCGGGCCUGGGAGGGGCUCGCCAAGGACGAAAGCGGCCACGUGCGGUGUGCGAAUUUGGUGGAAACCCUCCGGCGCGUUCAGGAAAAGCGCUGGGACGAAAGCAGCGGGGCGGGAUCGAAUGCGGGGCCAAACCCCAUGGCGGCCUCCUAUGAUAGCACCUUUCUCGGUACGGCAACCUCCACAUCGAGGGGGAGUGGGGCGGGGGGGGGGAAGGAUCAUUUUGCGCGUAGUUUCGGGGGUGUAAUUGCGAUGGAUGGCGCGUCGACCGAGCGCAAUCAGGGCCUGAUCGAUUCACUUAGUAAGGGGGAGUUUGUGGGCUUCUACUCCGGCAUUUCGCAGUGCAUCCACACGGACGAGACCUUCGAAGUGGCCGUUCUGCAGGAUUGGGAGGCCGAUGACGCGUGUCGGCCGACGUUAAACGAGACCGCGCGUGAUUGGGGUGAUGGGGGGGAUCCCUUGGCCGAUCACGGCCCGCGUUAUGUCCGAGAUGCGCUCAACAUGACUCUCGGGAUCCCCACCGCGUCGUAUAAUUAUUCGCCGAUGAAGCGUAUACACCCGUAUGUCGAGCCCUUGCCUCCCCUCAACCGAGAGGAUCUCAUGCGGACGACGUGCAAUCUGAACUAUGGGUUCUACACAAAAAAUGAAUACCGGUCUGCCGAUCCCCUGGCAACCCGACGCGGACAAUCCAUGUAG